Messenger RNA from Agrilus planipennis (emerald ash borer), 2051 nucleotides. Its product is annotated as zinc finger protein OZF-like. Gene Ontology annotation, molecular function: RNA polymerase II cis-regulatory region sequence-specific DNA binding; zinc ion binding; DNA-binding transcription factor activity, RNA polymerase II-specific. The transcript is spliced from 5 exons. The record is from RefSeq and is a predicted model, not a curated record. Bases 201 to 1805 code for a protein of 534 amino acids. Gene Ontology annotation, biological process: regulation of transcription by RNA polymerase II. NCBI's taxonomy places the organism in Eukaryota, Metazoa, Arthropoda, Insecta, Coleoptera, Buprestidae. Gene Ontology annotation, cellular component: nucleus.
GAUAUAUCCAAGUAAAGGAUAUGGGGAGAAAAUGGACCUGAUGAUCUACAACAGUAAUAAAUUCAAGGAAGUUCUUUAUGAGACUGAAUAAAACCGUAUAUUAUAUAAAGUAAUGGAUAAUAGUUUACUCUUAUAAAAGUGUAUUUGAUAAAUAUCAAGAGGAGAAUAUAACCUUUUGUAAUAAUUUUGAAAAUAAGGAAAUGGAGAAGAAUUCUUCAACUGUUUGUAGAACAUGCCUUACUGAAAGGGGACAAUUCAUUUCAAUUUUCACUGAAUACAAAGAUGAAUAUAUAGAUUCCCAUUUUGCAGAAAUGUUAAUGUCUUACACAUCAUUAAAAAUAAGCAAGGGAGAUGAUCUGCCAGAUAAUAUUUGCGAAAAUUGUGCUAAUCAAGUAACAAAUUUUUAUCUUUUUAAAAGAAAAUGUGAAGAAUCUGACCGCUUUCUUCAUGCAAAUGCUAAAUCUGUGAUUGCAUGGAAUGGUAUGAAUGAUACUAUAAAAUUAGAAUAUAGAGAAGAAAAUGAGGUGGAAGACUUAAAGAAUAAUACUUUUCCUUUGGAUAAUAACAAACAAUUUGAAACUUCAUUUGUGCUCAAGAAAACAUUUGCAGAAUCUAACACAAAAAAUCUAAUUGAAAGUAAAAAUAUAAUUAAAAAAAUUAAAAUGAGGAAAGAAGUAUCAAAAGAGCAGAAGAAAACAGUUAUAAACUCCAAACAAAGAACUUUUGGUGAAAUUAAAACUUGCUCUAAUGAAUCAUUAAAAGUACUUAAUAAAUUUUCAUGUGAUACUUGUCAGAAAGAGUUUCGAAGUUAUGGGCUUUUGGUCAAGCAUAAAAAAUUACAUAGGCAAAGGUGGGAAUGUAAAAUUUGCAGAAUAAGGUUUGUUCGUAACAGCAUGCUAAAAAAACAUGAAGCUUCUCAUGCUGAAAUAGACAACAGUAAAGCAAGUACGAUUGAAGAAAACAAUUGUUUGAUUUGCAACAAAGUUUUCAAUGAAAAAGGAACAUACGAUGUACAUGUGACAACUCAUUUGGAAUUAAAAGAAUUUGAAUGCCGAAUAUGCCAAAAACAAUUAACAGAUCUGACUACUUUCAGUCAACAUGCAUCUUUUCAUUCUAGUCAAAAAGUACAUGUGUGUCAUAUAUGUAAGAAGAAAUUUGUAAAAAUUGAUCGUUUUAAAAAUCAUAUGAGUAUACAUUCCAAAAACAAACGACAUUUUUGCAAAAUAUGUUCUAAAGGUUUUAAUAAGCCAUCAAAUUUGGAAGAUCACAUUCGAAUUCAUAAUGGUGAGAAACCAUAUAAAUGUAAUAUUUGUGGAAGAGGUUUCAGUCAAAUGGGGAAUUUAAAACAACAUACAAACAGGCAUACUGGUAUUAAAGAUCAUCUGUGUAGUAUAUGUGAUAAAGGGUUUGCAAGUAAAAAAGAACUGAGCACUCAUAUCCAGAAACAUUCAGGAAUUCGACCAUUUGUGUGUUCGACUUGUAACAAAGGUUUUACGACAAACAGUUCAUUAAAGAAACACAAACGCAUUCAUUCCGGGGAAAAGCCGUACGAAUGCGACGUGUGCAAGGCGAAAUUUUCACGCUGCAGCGUUUUAACUAGACACAAACGUACUCACACUGGGGAACGACCGUACGUAUGCGAGUAUUGUGCGAAAGCGUUUGCGCAACUCAAUGAUUUGGUUUUCCACUUGCGAAUACACACCGGGGAAAAACCGUUCGUUUGUGAUAUAUGUGGCCAUGCUUUUAUAAGAAAUCCGUCUUUAAGAAUGCACAAACAAAAAGUGCAUAAAAUCAAUACAGCAUAAGACAAGAUCAGUGUUUUUAAAGAAGUGUAUAUAUUAAAUGUAGUAAUUCUGAUGUGUAUGCUAAAAAAUGUUAACAUCACUGAUGUUCUGUAUUAUUAAAGCUUUAAUUAGUUUUAUGAUUAGGUAUUUAUAUUAUAGCAUUAUAGAUUGUUAUUUAUUUAUAUAUUGUACUCGAAUCUGUCGUAUGUGUAAUAUUUCUAGAAAAAACAUUAAGAAAUUACAAAUAUAAACUUACAUGAAGUUUCU